AUGGAAAAAAUCAGAGAAAAGUUGAACAACUUGAAGUUGGAAUCUGAAUCUUGGCAAGAGAAAUAUGAGGAGUUAAAGGAACAAUACAAGCAAUUGGAACAAGAUAAUACCGAAAAGGAAAACCACAUCAAAUCCUUGACCACUAAGAACCAACACCUAGAAGAAGAGGUCGAAAAAUUGGAAACUGACUUGACCGAUUCUAAGCAAUUGGCAGAUGAAUCCCACAACUUGCGCUCCAAUAACGACAAUUACACCAAGAAGAACCAACAAUUGGAAGAAGAAUUGGAAGAAAGUGAUGCAAAAUUGAAGGAAACCACAGAAAAAUUGAGAGAAACCGACUUGAAGGCAGAACAGCUAGAACGUAAGGUUGUAGCCUUGGAAGAAGAAAGAGACGAAUGGGAGAGAAAGCACGAAGAAUUGACUAGCAAAUACGAAGAGGCCAAGAAAGAAUUGGAUGAAAUUGCCUCUUCUUUAGAAAAUUUAUAA
Messenger RNA from Zygosaccharomyces rouxii, 486 nucleotides. It is a transcript of the gene TPM1, whose product is annotated as tropomyosin TPM1. The transcript has a single exon. Gene Ontology annotation, molecular function: actin filament binding. Gene Ontology annotation, biological process: mitotic cytokinesis; actin filament organization. Gene Ontology annotation, cellular component: actin filament; actomyosin contractile ring. NCBI's taxonomy places the organism in Eukaryota, Fungi, Ascomycota, Saccharomycetes, Saccharomycetales, Saccharomycetaceae. The record is from RefSeq and is a predicted model, not a curated record. The coding region runs from base 1 to 486 and encodes 161 amino acids.